AUGGAAGAUCCGGUGAUGCUACAGUCAGCAGUUCGUCUGCCUACUCCCCCACCGGGCGCGUCCUACUCUCCCCAGCCUUCUGGGACUCGAAAACGGUCACCACCAUCCCGAUCCCCUUCACCUGACCGGCGUCGUUCUCCUCCAAACGGGACGUCUCGUGGAGGGCCUGACUUUCCUCAUGGCGAGUCAAACAGUCAUAUGGAGAGAGAACGUCAGCUCACCGAACGGCUUCGAAUACGAGAAGCUCCUGCGAAGCCCUUGACCGAAGAAGAGAAGCAAGCUGCUGCGAAGGCGGAAUAUGAAAAACUGCUGAAUAUGCGCUCUGGUGGAACUUACAUUCCUCCAGCGAAACUUAGAGCACUUCAAGCUCAGAUCACUGAUAAGACGAGCAAGGAGUAUCAGCGGAUGUCAUGGGAGGCCCUGAAGAAAUCCCUUAACGGUCUGAUCAACAAAGUCAACGUUUCGAACAUCAAAUUUAUCGUUCUGAGCUUUUUGGAGAGAAUCUCGUUCGCGGCAGAGGCUGCUAGUUUGCCGUUUACUCCAAUAUAUGCCGCCAUGGCCGCGAUUGUCAACACAAAACUUCCGCAGGUGGGAGAGCUUUUGCUAAAUCGGCUCAUAGUCCAGUUCCGCAAGGCCUUCAAGCGAAAUGACAAAGCCGUUUGCAUCUCGUCGACCACCUUUAUUGCCCACUUGUGUAAUCAACAGGUGGCACAUGAAAUGGUAGCUGCUCAAAUCCUGCUGCUUUUGCUACACAAACCUACGGAUGAUAGUGUGGAGAUUGCUGUUGGCCUUACUAGGGAGGUCGGACAAUACUUGGAGGAAAUGGGAGGGCCAAUCGCGCUUGCUGUGUUUGACCAGUUCAGAAACAUACUUCACGAGGCAGAUAUUGAUAAGCGUGUUCAAUAUAUGAUCGAAGUUCUAUUCCAGGUCCGAAAGGAUCAUUACAAAGAUAACCCUGCUAUCAAGGAAGAGCUUGAUCUCGUCGAGGAGGAAGACCAGAUCACGCAUCGCAUUAGUCUUGAUGAUGAAAUCGAUGUCCAAGAUGGUCUGAAUAUAUUUAAGUAUGAUCCUCAGUGGGAGGAACAUGAAAAUGCAUAUAAGAAGUUAAAAGCUGAGAUUCUGGGCGAAGGGAGUGAUGACGAAGACGGGGACGAGGGUGAAUCGGAUGAAAGCUCCGAUGAGGAUGAGGAAGCCGAGAAAGACCAGCAAAUGGACAUUAAGGAUCAGAGCAAUACCGAUCUUGUUAACCUCAGGAGGACGAUCUAUUUAACUAUUAUGUCGAGUAUUGAUUUUGAAGAAUGCUGCCACAAACUCAUGAAGAUCACUUUGCCACCGGGACAGGAGUCGGAGUUGCCGUCCAUGAUCAUCGAAUGCUGCUCUCAGGAGCGGACUUAUUCCAAGUUCUAUGGCUUGAUCGGGGAGCGUUUUGCGAAACUCAACCGUCUUUGGGCUGAUCUGUUCGAAGAGGCCUUCAUCAAAUAUUACGAUACUAUCCACCGCUACGAAACAAACCGUCUUCGGAACAUUGCGAAAUUCUUUGGACAUAUGCUCAGCUCGGACGCGAUUGGUUGGCAUGCGUUGUCCAUUAUUCAUCUCAACGAAGAAGAGACAACAUCUAGUAGCCGUAUCUUUGUUAAAAUACUAUUCCAGGAACUGGCCGAAGUUCUUGGAAUGGCGAAACUGCAGGAAAUUUUCAAUGAUGAUAUACUCCAACCUAGUUUUGAGGUAUUGGUAUGGGUGUUCUCACAGAAGGGAUGCGCGAGCAUUUGA
Messenger RNA from Histoplasma mississippiense, 1770 nucleotides. RefSeq lists its product as hypothetical. Gene Ontology annotation, molecular function: protein binding; RNA binding. The transcript is spliced from 3 exons. NCBI's taxonomy places the organism in Eukaryota, Fungi, Ascomycota, Eurotiomycetes, Onygenales, Ajellomycetaceae. The coding region runs from base 1 to 1770 and encodes 589 amino acids. The record is from RefSeq and is a predicted model, not a curated record. Gene Ontology annotation, biological process: mRNA splicing, via spliceosome. Gene Ontology annotation, cellular component: catalytic step 2 spliceosome.